Molecule: messenger RNA, 2440 nt
Organism: Hibiscus syriacus
Lineage: Eukaryota; Viridiplantae; Streptophyta; Magnoliopsida; Malvales; Malvaceae
Product: DNA gyrase subunit B, chloroplastic/mitochondrial-like
Biological process (GO): DNA topological change
Cellular component (GO): chromosome
Molecular function (GO): DNA topoisomerase type II (double strand cut, ATP-hydrolyzing) activity; DNA binding; ATP binding
Source: RefSeq, a predicted model, not a curated record
AAGUGUUGCUGUUUAAUGGAGCUUCUUCCUCGAUAUCUUUAUCCUCGUCUUCUUCACCUUCCUCUUCGUCUCAUGGCUUCUCGCUCUCCUUUCUUUCUACAUUCUCCUUCUUUUCAUUCCCUCGCCUCCUUUCCUCGUUAUUCCAUCUUCUUCCAUCCCAGGACAAACUUUGCAUUGAAUAGCAUUUGCAGGUUUCCAGUUCAACAUGUACUUACUCCAAGGGCAUUUAUGGUUAGUUUCACAACCGAAGCUAUUAGUGGAAGCAAAAGCUCAGCAGCUUAUAACUCCGAGCAAAUUCAGGUUUUGGAAGGAUUGGACCCUGUUAGAAAAAGACCCGGAAUGUAUAUAGGAAGUACAGGUCCUCGUGGUUUGCACCACUUGGUAUACGAGAUAUUGGAUAAUGCUGUUGAUGAGGCUCAAGCAGGUUUUGCAUCACGAAUAGAUGUUAUUUUACAUUCAGAUGGUUCUGUGAGCAUAAGUGAUAAUGGCCGAGGAAUUCCAACUGAUUUGCAUCCUGUCACAAAGAAAUCUGCCCUGGAAACAGUGUUGACGGUCUUACACGCAGGUGGCAAGUUUGGUGGUCUAAGUAGUGGUUAUAGUGUCUCUGGUGGCUUGCAUGGUGUGGGUUUAUCUGUUGUUAAUGCCUUAUCUGAGGCAUUAGAAGUCACUGUUUGGAGAGAUGGAAUGGAAUACCAGCAAAAAUAUUCACGUGGGAAGCCUGUAACGACACUAACUUGUCAUGUUCUUUCAACUGAAUCAAGGGAUCGUCAAGGGACGUGCAUUCAGUUUUGGCCUGACAAUAAAAUAUUUACUACGGCAAUUGAGUUUGACUACAAUACUCUUGCUGGACGAAUUAGAGAACUUGCUUUCUUGAACCCUAAGCUUACUAUCACGCUUAGAAAAGAGGAUAAUGAUCCGGAAAAGAGCCUUUAUAAUGAAUAUUUCUUUGCUGGUGGGCUGUUCGAAUAUGUGAAAUGGCUAAAUGCCGAUAAGAAACCACUUCAUGAUGUGCUAUGUUUCAGCAGACAAAAAGAUGGAACCACAAUUGAUGUUGCUCUUCAGUGGUGUUCGGAUGCAUAUUCAGAUACAAUGUUGGGUUAUGCCAAUAGCAUACGAACCAUUGAUGGUGGCACACAUAUAGAAGGCGUUAAAGCUUCAUUGACUAGAACUCUCAAUAACCUUGGAAAAAAGUCUAAGCUUGUCAAGGAUAAGGAUAUUAGCUUAAGUGGUGAACAUGUAAGGGAGGGGCUGACAUGCAUUAUUUCUGUGAAAGUUUCAAAUCCAGAAUUUGAAGGACAAACUAAGACAAGAUUGGGAAAUCCUGAGGUGCGGAAAAUCGUUGAUCAAUCUGUUCAAGAAUUUCUUACUGAAUAUUUGGAGUUGCAUCCAGAUGUACUUGAUUCAAUUCUUUCCAAGUCAUUAAAUGCUUUCAAGGCAGCUCUUGCAGCUAAGAGAGCAAGGGAAUUAGUCCGGCAAAAGAGUGUGUUAAAGUCGUCAUCACUUCCUGGAAAACUGGCUGAUUGUUCAUCCACAAAUCCAGAAGAAUCUGAGAUUUUCAUAGUUGAAGGAGACUCAGCUGGUGGCAGUGCUAAGCAAGGCCGUGAUAGGCGCUUUCAGGCUAUCCUUCCCCUGAGGGGUAAAGUUUUGAAUAUUGAAAGGAAGGAUGAGGCAGCAAUGUACAAAAAUGAAGAAAUUCAGAACUUGAUUCUUGGUCUUGGACUUGGGGUGAAGGGAGAGGAUUUUAAAAUAGAAAACCUACGGUAUCAUAAGAUCAUUAUCUUAACAGAUGCUGAUGUAGAUGGCGCUCAUAUCCGAACACUGCUGCUGACAUUUUUCUUCAGAUAUCAGAGAGCCUUAUUUGAUGCAGGUUGCAUUUAUGUUGGUGUUCCACCUCUUUACAAGGUUGAAAGGGGAAAACAAGUACACUAUUGUUAUGAUGAUGCAGACCUUAAAAAGGCCCUGAGUUUGUUCCCACAUAAUGCAUCUUACAACAUUCAGAGAUUCAAAGGCUUGGGCGAGAUGAUGCCUGCUCAGCUGUGGGAAACAACGAUGGACCCCGAACGAAGGCUAUUGAAGCAAUUAGUGGUUGAAGAUGCAGCUGAAUCUAAUAGAGUGUUUUCAUCCCUUAUGGGUGCUCGGGUGGAUGUAAGGAAGGAACUCAUCCAGAAUUCUGCAAGCCAGGUCAACCUUGAUAAGCUGGACAUUUAAGAAUGGAUCAGUGAUGCAUGGCAUACAACAUUUAAGCAUGGAUCAGUGCAUUUGCAUUGGUAAAGCUGUUGUUUUGAUGGCAUUUAGAGAUGGGUAAGAUUUUGGCAACCCUUUCUAAUUUACCCAUCCCAGGAAAGUUUCUCUAUUUUAAUUGGUUUUAAAGGGACAGAAUCAAUUUAGGUGAUUUGGGAAUACUGUAAUUCUUGAUUUGUUGUAUAAAUGUUGUAUUUAU